AUGACCACCGUAAUCAUUGGCGGCGGCAUCAUCGGGCACUCAACAGCUUACUACCUCUCUCUCGCUUCCAAAACACACCGACACCAAAUCCACAUCAUCGACCCAGCCGCCGACCUCUUCGACUGCGCUUCAGGCUAUGCCGCUGGCUUCAUCGUCCGCGACUGGUACUCCCCUGAGCUAGCUGCGCUCGGCAACCUGUCCUUCGAGCUGCAUGAGCAGCUCUCGAGAGAGCAUAGCGGCUACGAGAAAUGGGGAUAUAUGCGCGGCACCGCGGUGGGGUUGCAAGUGCAGUAUGAGGACGGGCAGAGGUCGGGGAGCGGGCAUGAUUGGCUGAGGCAAGGGGCGAGCCGGGCGGAGGUAGCGAUGAGGGCGGAUGAGAAGAGAGCAGGCGAGCCGGAUGAGGCACCGGAGUGGCUGACCAGGCAGGAGGGCGGGAGGACGGAGAGGAUAAGUGACGUUGGGGGUACAGCACAAGUAGAUCCACUUCGACUGUGUCAAUUCCUCCUGGCGAAGUGCAUCGAGCGCGGCGUUCAGGUCCACAACCCCGCUCGGGCGAUCGCGCUCAUCAGGAACUCCUCAUCUGGCGCCAUCACAGGUAUAACACUCCAAAACCGGCUGACAAACACCCGCUCGACAAUCCCCUGUACAAACCUCAUUUUUACCGCUGGCGCGUGGACGCCACAUGCCUUCAACGCCCUCUUCCCCACAUCCCCCACUCGCAUCCCUGUCACUUCUCUGUCGGGAUACUCCAUCCUCGUCCGCUCCCCGCGUCACACCAUCGCGCACGAAAGAGGCACAUAUGCCGGAACAGCACACGCUGUUUUCACAACCCACCCGCGCUCCUGCGGCUUUAGCCCUGAGAUCUUCUCGCGUGCGGGUGGCGAGAUAUACCUCGCCGGUCUGAAUAGCGCGGAAAUGCCCCUCCCGGCACUCGCGAGUGAGGCGCGUGGCAUGAUGGAGGCGGGGGACGUAGCACGGGUUCGUAAGGCAGCGGUGACGCUGAUAGGGAAGCUUGACCAGGAUGCGAAGGCUAGAUAUGCCGAGGGGGAUGUAAAUAUGGAUGAUUUAGAGGUACUUCGGGAGGCACUCUGUUUCCGGCCGUGGACGGAGAGUGGGAGACCGAUUGUGACGCGUGUGGGGGAUUGGGUUUUGGGAUCAGGGGUUGUGUCCCCUCCUGGUGGUGGCGUCUUCAUGGCGGCGGGACACGGCCCGUGGGGUAUUUCGUUGUCAUUGGGGACAGGGAAGGUGAUGGCGGAGAUGGUUAUGGGGGUCAAGACGAGUGCGGAUGUGAGUGGGCUAGGUCUGGAGGAAGGGAUGGGAACGACUAAGGCUAAGAUAUAG
Molecule: messenger RNA, 1341 nt
Organism: Histoplasma capsulatum G186AR
Lineage: Eukaryota; Fungi; Ascomycota; Eurotiomycetes; Onygenales; Ajellomycetaceae
Product: FAD dependent oxidoreductase superfamily
Exons: 2
Coding region: 1-1341 (446 amino acids)
Biological process (GO): retrograde transport, endosome to Golgi
Cellular component (GO): late endosome; cytoplasm
Molecular function (GO): oxidoreductase activity
Source: RefSeq, a predicted model, not a curated record